AUGAUGUCUGAAAUACACAAUCGAGGACCUAUUUCUUGUACAAUGGGGUGUACUCCUCAAUUUGAUUUGAACUAUACUUCUGGAAUUUAUAGAGAACAUGGGGAAUAUCCUCCAAACCAUAUUGUCUCAGUAACAGGAUGGGAUUGGGAUGAAGAAACAAAGACUGAAUAUUGGAUUGUACGAAAUAGUUGGGGAGAGGCUUGGGGAGAAAUGGGUUGGUUCCGUGUUGUAACGUCUUUGUUUAAUGGAGGUCGUGGAGAUCAAUUUAAUAUGGGAAUUGAAAGGGAAUGCUAUUUUGCUGAUCCUGAUGUGUCCAAUUUGAAUUAGA
Molecule: messenger RNA, 328 nt
Organism: Meloidogyne enterolobii
Lineage: Eukaryota; Metazoa; Nematoda; Chromadorea; Rhabditida; Meloidogynidae
Source: the annotation of a GenBank genome assembly